Molecule: messenger RNA, 1538 nt
Organism: Acyrthosiphon pisum (pea aphid)
Lineage: Eukaryota; Metazoa; Arthropoda; Insecta; Hemiptera; Aphididae
Product: cell division cycle 2 protein-like
Biological process (GO): G2/M transition of mitotic cell cycle; mitotic G2 DNA damage checkpoint signaling; protein phosphorylation
Cellular component (GO): nucleus
Molecular function (GO): cyclin-dependent protein serine/threonine kinase activity; ATP binding
Source: RefSeq, marked validated
AAAGUAGUUUAUUAACCGUCGUUUUUAUCGGUUGGCGAGGUCGGGUGUUGCGUUUGAAAAAUCAAAACAAAAUAAAUAGUAAAUACGAUGUAUUAGAUUUAAGUGUCAAGUGUAGACUUUUUUAUCCGUUAUUAAUUAAUUUAAUUUUUAUUUACAGGCCGUCGAUCAAUUAGAAUUAUUAUAAUGGAUAAUUAUGAUAAACUGGAAAAAAUUGGAGAAGGAACAUAUGGUGUCGUGUACAAAUGUAUGGAACUUUCAUCAAAAGAAAUCGUUGCUGUGAAGAAAAUACGCAUGGAAAUGGAAGACGAAGGUAUACCAGCUACAGCCAUUCGAGAAAUUAGUAUUUUGAAGGAACUCAAUCACCCUAAUAUUGUGAAUUUGCGAGAAAUUCUCAUGGAUGAUUCAAGAUUAUAUCUUGUAUUUGAGUUUGUUCCUAUGGAUUUAAAAAAAUUUAUUGAUUCAAGACCUAAAAAACAUUUGGAUGAAAUUACUACAAAGUCAUUCACUUAUCAGUUAUUAGUUGCUAUAUACUUUUGCCAUGUGAGACGAAUUUUACAUAGAGAUCUUAAACCACAAAAUAUCUUAAUUGACACAAAACACAAUAUACUGAAAGUUGCUGAUUUUGGUUUGGGCCGUACUUUUGGUUUGCCAAUACGUGUGUACACUCAUGAGGUAGUAACACUAUGGUACAGAGCUCCAGAGGUAUUGUUAAACACACAACGCUACGGCUGCCCAAUUGAUGUUUGGUCCAUAGGAUGUAUUUUUGCAGAAAUGGCACAAGGAAAACCAUUAUUUCAGGGUGAUUCAGAAAUUGAUCAAUUGUUUCGUAUUUUCAGGAUUUUGACUACUCCAACUGAAGAUACAUGGCCAGGAGUUUCCGAUCUCAAGGAUUAUAAGCCGACUUUUCCAAAAUGGAGUGAUAAUAUGUUGGCAGAUUCAGUUAAAAACCUCAGUUCAGGUGGAGUGGACUUAAUGCGGCAAAUGUUGGUUUACGAUCCAAGCAAACGAAUCAAUGCAAGAGAUUCACUACAACAUAGUUAUUUCAAGGAUUUAAAUAAAAGUAUUUUACCAGCUCUUCCUGAGAUUAAGUUUUAAAUGUUUAUCUGCGUGUAUUAAUAAUAGUUUUAAUCGAUGAUUAUAAAAUAAAAUUAUACAUUUUAAAGUUUUUUUUCUAUUUUUAUAACAACUUAAUAUAAAACUAAUAACAUUCCGGUACACUGUUCCCACUCCGCUCAUUUCUCAACAUGCAUAUCGUUGCAGACUGAUGUUAAUUGUGACCAGACAGAUGGAGCACAUCAUAUCAGAUAGCUAAUUCGAUUUAGUAAUCGAUUAAAGAGCGAUUUUAGGUCUAUGAUCAUCUAGACUAAUUCAUACAAAACAAUCUUUAAAUUCUUUUUUUUUCAUCCAAAAAAUUGUUAUUACAUUUAAAUUGUCAAUAAUUAUUAUUUAUUAUACAUUUUUUCAAUAGUUGUGUAUAAUGUUUAUUAGAACUCUAAACUGUAAUUUAUAUUGAAUAAAAUAAAAUGCUAAAUAUAUUA